This is a messenger RNA of Adineta ricciae, 792 nucleotides long. The record is from the annotation of a GenBank genome assembly. Lineage: Eukaryota; Metazoa; Rotifera; Eurotatoria; Adinetida; Adinetidae.
AUGCGGAGAUUUCUAGGUCUUGCAGUCGCUUUUGGUGCAGGUCUUGGUGCUGCAAAACUUACGCAAUGGAAGCCAGUGUCAAGUGAGCAACAAUCUAGCGGACAUCAACAUGACCAUCAUCAUCAUCAGCACACACCGGGAUCAAAAAUGACCCUGAAAGGACAUGUUCUUGAUAUGGGUGCUCGAAUGGCAGGCCACUUUGCUCCAGUGAAUACUAUUCAUCAGCACGUGUGUGGAUUUCAUUUUUAUUCCGGUGAUAUGACACGACAAUUGAUUGCACACCAUUACUGUUCACAUAUCAAUCAAGAUGUUCGUCAGUGUGUCAUAUAUGACAGUGAUCGUCCGGAUGCACGUCUCAUUGGUGUAGAGUACAUUAUAUCCGAGGAACUUUUCAAUCAAUUACCUGCCGAAGAAAAGAAGUUAUGGCACUCGCAUGUCUAUGAAGUGAAAAGCGGUACAUUAGUCACGCCAGGUGUACCAGAUGUUGCCGAACGAGAAGUGAUGAAAGAAUUAAUUCAUACCUAUGGCAAAACAUUUCAUACAUGGCAAAUUGAUCGCGGCGAUCCACUUCCGCUUGGCGUACCACAACUGAUGAUGGCAUUCAAUCAAGAUGGACAACUAAAUCCAGAAUUAGUACGGCAACGAGAUGAAUAUUAUAAAAUAUCUGCUGAAGAGAAAAAACGUUCGCGUGCUGAUAUUCAAACUCCCGCGGUGAAUAAAGAUGCGGAUGCUUGGUCAAAAUCGGGCAAAGCCGUUCAACAAAAUUUCAGUUCCGGUAACUUUUUAAGUUGA